AAUAUUAGCAGCAAAUGGAAGAAGAGGGUGACAAGAAAGAGUUCAUCACUGCAUCUGUAGGGGAAAGAUGUGAGCCAGGUCUGCGUGUGCUGGAGGGUCUGGCAGCAUCAGGCCUGCGUUCUGUACGUUUUGCUCUGGAGAUUCCUGGCCUGAAGAGCAUCACUGCUAAUGAUUACUCUGCUAAAGCUGCUGCCCUGAUCGCCCGCAAUGCACAACACAACAACGUGUCCCACAUACUGCAAGCCAGCCAAAGAGAUGCCAGUAUGGUAAUGUAUGAGGCAAGAGGGAGGAAGGAACGAUAUGAUGUUAUUGAUCUUGACCCCUAUGGCAGCCCUUCUCCAUUUCUGGAUGCAGCUGUGCAGGCUGUCAGUGAGGGUGGGUUGCUUUGCAUUACGUGUACGGAUAUGGCUGUAAUGGCUGGAAAUAGCGGGGAGACCUGCUACAGCAAAUAUGGCUCUGUGUCCAUCAAGUCCAAAUACUGCCAUGAGAUGGCUUUGCGUAUAAUUCUGCACAGUUUAGAUCAGAGAGCAGCUGUUUAUCAGCGCUACAUUGAACCUCUCUUGAGUGUGAGUGUGGAUUUCUACAUCCGUGUAUUCGUCAGAGUCAAAACAGGCCAAGUCGUGGUCAAAAACUCUGCAAGUAAGCAGGCGCUGCUGUAUAACUGUGUCGGCUGUGGUGCGUUUCAUCUGCAGAGGAUGGGGAAGAAGAUGAGCCAAGGCAAACAUAUGAAGUAUUCGGCAGCCACUGGACCACCUGUAGGGCCCAGCUGUGAACACUGUGGGCAGAGGCACCAGUUGGGCGGUCCCAUCUGGGCGGAGCCUAUUCAUGACAUUACAUUUGUUCAGAAGGUUCUGAGUGCCGUUUCAGGGAACCCCACCCGCUUCAGAACGUCCAAGCGGAUCGAGGGGGUGCUUAGCAUGGUGACCGAGGAGCUGCAGGAUAUUCCUCUGUAUUAUGUUUUGGAUCAUUUGAGCAGCACAGUUCACUGCAACACUCCGUCCAUGCUGCAGUUCAGGUCAGCUCUCCUGCACGCUGGGUACAGAGUGUCUCUCUCUCAUGCCUGCAAAAAUGCAGUGAAGACCGAUGCUCCUGCUGAGGUGUUGUGGGACAUCAUUCGUGGCUGGUUUCUCUGUUUUUGUAUUCCUCAGGAAAAGUCCAACCCCGUGAAAAGAGAGCGGUUAUCAGAAACCAGUCCUGCUCACCGCAUUCUCUCCAAAGAGCCAACUCUUCAAGCCUGCUUUGAAAUCAGAGAAGACGCAAACCCUCAAUCACGAAAACAGCACCUCACACGUUUCCAGGAGAACCCACAGGCCAACUGGGGACCCAAAGCCCGUGCCAAAGCUGGUGGAGGAAUCUCCUCUGAGCUGGAGGACAAAAGGAAACAGUUUCAGGGUAAAAGAAAGAAACCGAUCACAGACUCUUCUCAACUCAAGAGCUUCCCCUGUAAGAAGUUUCGGAAGGGAACAUGUACAUAUGGAGAUAAAUGCUGUUAUUCGCAUGAACUCGAGCAAGAAACUGAGGAAAAGAUGGCCUAAGUGGUUUUCUCACUACUGAAUAAUGCAUGUGUCCAAAUGUGUACAGAUUCGCAACUAUAGUUUAUGUUAAUUGGAGUUGUGCGAUGCAAAUUUAAUUUUUCUGGCGAUGCAUUGGUGGGACACAUUUUAUUCUUUGCAGUCAUUUUAUAUUUUGAAUGUUUUCGUUUUGCCUGGCAAAUAAAUACUAAGUGAAUGGCUGUGUAUUUCUAUUCAGCAUGAGCGGGACACAUCAUGUAUCAUUUAAAAACAAUUUAUUACUGGUCAUUAAAUUUAUUCCAGAGUUCAUUCUUUAAAAAUGUGUCAUUUUCAUAUGAAAGGCACAAUAGAAAAAUACAAAUUCAAAUUAUUGCACAAAUUAAUAUUAGAAGAAACACAAGAUGCCCAUUUGGCCAGUAGCUAACCAAAGUAGAGCUUGUGAGAUUAAUGCA
Molecule: messenger RNA, 1963 nt
Organism: Sinocyclocheilus rhinocerous
Lineage: Eukaryota; Metazoa; Chordata; Actinopteri; Cypriniformes; Cyprinidae
Product: tRNA (guanine(26)-N(2))-dimethyltransferase-like
Exons: 14
Coding region: 15-1535 (506 amino acids)
Biological process (GO): tRNA N2-guanine methylation
Cellular component (GO): nucleus
Molecular function (GO): RNA binding; tRNA (guanine) methyltransferase activity; metal ion binding
Source: RefSeq, a predicted model, not a curated record